This is a messenger RNA of Vespula pensylvanica (western yellowjacket), 656 nucleotides long. RefSeq names its product U-scoloptoxin(01)-Cw1a. The coding region runs from base 214 to 591 and encodes 125 amino acids. The transcript has 5 exons. Gene Ontology annotation, cellular component: extracellular region. The record is from RefSeq and is a predicted model, not a curated record. Gene Ontology annotation, molecular function: chitin binding. Lineage: Eukaryota; Metazoa; Arthropoda; Insecta; Hymenoptera; Vespidae.
CACUUGCGAGUUAUAGCAUCGUCUUCGAAUUCGUUAUCGGUGAAUAGAGAUAAAAGAGAGAGAGAGAGAGAGAAAGAAAGAAAGAGAGAAAGAGAAAGAGAACAAGAGAGAGAAAAAGAAAACCAGCCUAACGAAAAACAAAUCGCGCCAAGAUAAAUGCCAGCCACGUGGAAGGAUACUAAGGACUCUAAGGAGAGAUAGGACUAUUCCGAAAUGAUGAUUUCGAGAUAUCAAGUUCUCGCUGCGAUCGCGCUGCUUACGACCAUCUUGUUUUAUCGGACAAUGGCGCAAGUCGAUGGUUACACACCUGGUGUCGAUUAUCCUAUUUACAAUUCCGUACCAUUUGGGCUCACCUUUACCUGCGGAGGAAAGUUACCUGGAUAUUAUGCGGAUCCCGAAGCAAGAUGUCAAGUUUGGCACUGGUGUUUACCGAACGGUCGGCAAUUCAGUUUCCUUUGUCCUAACGGCACAGUCUUCAGUCAAACGGCACGAGUCUGUGAUUGGUGGUUCAAGGUCGACUGUAACGAUUCUCCGAGACUUUACGGCAUUAACGAUGACCUCUACAGAGACAUCAAUGGAAACAGGAUUUAAUAUUGUCAAAGAAUUCCCGUAGGAAUAAGUGUAUAUUAAUAAAGGAUUCUUUUUCUAUAAAUUUA